AUGGAGUCAAGCUCAGAUCCCAGCUCUCUAAUCACAAGGAUCGAGUCAAGCUCAGAUUCCAGCUCUCUGAAGCAUUAUCUGAUGGAAGAGUUUAAUCCCAGGCUUCUCUCUGACACUUAUUUUUCACAUAAUUCUCAUGAUGAACUUUUUGAAGAAUCAGCUUUAUUACCAUUGAGACUAUUGAACAAUGUGAUGUCCACAGGUCGUAUUAAAGGUGAAACUAUGAUUUACAUGCAAAUAGGCACCAUUAUUUCCCCCCUUAUUCCAAUCUCUGAGUUCUUUAACGACAUUACCGUGUUGGAAUAUAAUGACGUCUGCAUAAAGGAACUGGAAAAAUGGAAAAAUACUCAUGACGACGCCUAUGACUGGUCUCACACAUUCCAGUUUAUGGCAGAACUGGAAGGCAAAGGGUUAAGUAUAUUUCCAAUAACCAGUGAGGAGUGGAAGACAAGACAAGAAAAAAUUAAAACAUCAAUUAAACGGAUUCUGAAAUGUGAUUUCACCAAAGAAAACCUAACUGACCCAGUAACUCUUCUAAAAGUUGACUGUAUAUUUCUUGGUUGUUUGUUGGAAUCUGUAUGCAAAGACCAAGAUGAUUAUUUCAGGAGCCUUAAGAAGAUCUCCAUGUGGCUAAAACCAGGUGGUCAUCUGAUAUUAUUAGUUGUGUUAAAUGCUUCAUUUUACACAAUAGGGGAACACCGCUUCCACCUUGUGAAUCUGGAUGAAGAGUUUAUAAGAAAAGCUCUCAGGGACAUAGGGUACAUGAUUGAAACCAUAGAGAUGGUGGAAAGGAAAUCAAACCAUGAGGCUAUAUCGUAUGAUCACCUGGCAUUAAUAACUGCCGUAAUGCAAUGA
Messenger RNA from Bombina bombina (fire-bellied toad), 855 nucleotides. RefSeq names its product indolethylamine N-methyltransferase-like. The record is from RefSeq and is a predicted model, not a curated record. Gene Ontology annotation, molecular function: N-methyltransferase activity. Gene Ontology annotation, cellular component: cytosol. Lineage: Eukaryota; Metazoa; Chordata; Amphibia; Anura; Bombinatoridae. The transcript has 3 exons. Bases 1 to 855 code for a protein of 284 amino acids.